Sinocyclocheilus grahami is the source of this 4128-nucleotide messenger RNA. RefSeq names its product sodium-driven chloride bicarbonate exchanger-like. Bases 358 to 3672 code for a protein of 1104 amino acids. Gene Ontology annotation, biological process: bicarbonate transport; monoatomic anion transport; regulation of intracellular pH. Lineage: Eukaryota; Metazoa; Chordata; Actinopteri; Cypriniformes; Cyprinidae. The transcript is spliced from 25 exons. Gene Ontology annotation, molecular function: sodium:bicarbonate symporter activity; monoatomic anion transmembrane transporter activity; solute:inorganic anion antiporter activity. Gene Ontology annotation, cellular component: plasma membrane; basolateral plasma membrane. The record is from RefSeq and is a predicted model, not a curated record.
UUGAUGUUUUAGCUUGAAUACAGAGAGGAGGGCGCUCAGAGCUGCACACAGAGCGCGAAUCACCGAGCACACGCGCUCAUACAGCCCAAGCUCAGAUACCAGUCCACGCAGCCAGUGAUGUCGGCGCUCUAGUCUCCACUCCCAUUGGUGGACGGACGCUUGUCAAACACAGGCUGCACGUCUCGUUCUCAAUAGUUGGACAACACAGCCCCGGCAAACAAGGCUCCCGCCGUGUGUCAGAAGGGAAAGCGCGGCAAGAAGUGCGCAGAGGAACCUCAGCUGCUCUUUAGUGUGUCCUCUCCGCACAUUUCCUCUCCUUGGGAUAAGGGACAGUCGUCGGGACUCGCUGCAGACAGCAUGCAACGCAGAUCCUCAGAGAAUACUGGCUUUAACUGUCAGAGAAACGAUGAGGAAGCCGUGCUGGACAGGGGCGGGACUCGGUCCAUGCUCAACACAAAUUUUGAGAAAGAGGAGCUAGAAGGCCACCGUACCCUCUACAUCGGGGUGCAUGUACCACUGGGUCGGAGGUCACACAGACGGCAUCGUCACCAUGGACAUCGCCACAGGAAGAGGUCACGGGAGAGAGACUCUGGAACCGAGGAUGGCAGAGAAUCACCUUCAUAUACAGACACACCAUCUCAGCGUGUACAGUUCCUGCUGGGAAUGGAGGAUGACGAGGAACACAUUCCUCACGCUCUCUUCACAGAGCUGGACGAAAUCUGCCUGAAAGAGGGAGAGGAUGCGGAAUGGAAAGAGACGGCGAGAUGGCUGAAGUUUGAGGAGGAUGUAGAGGAUGGAGGGGAGAGGUGGAGUAAGCCAUAUGUGGCUACUCUUUCCCUUCACAGUCUGUUUGAGCUGCGGAGCUGCAUUCUCAACGGCACCGUCAUGCUGGACAUGAGGGCCAACUCACUGGAGGAGAUCGCAGAUUUGGUUUUGGACCAGCACGAGAUGUCAGUUUCUUUGGGAGAGGAGGUGAGGAAGAAGAUCCGAAAUGCUCUCCUUAAACAGCACCACCAUCAGAACCAGAAGAAACUGGCUAACCGGAUCCCAAUCGUACGCUCUUUCGCAGAUAUCGGCAGGAAGCAAUCCGAACCGCACUCCAUGGAUAAGAAUGGUCAGAUGGUGUCUCCUCAGGCUCAGCCCACCACUACAGAAGGACGUGCGGAUGGCAGUCGUGAGAACAGUGCUGUUGACUUCAGCAAAAUAGACCUCCACUUCAUGAAGAAGAUUCCACCCGGAGCUGAGGCAUCCAACAUCUUGGUUGGUGAACUGGAGUUUCUAGAGAAACCUGUGGUGGCCUUCAUCCGUCUGUCCCCCGCUGUGCUGCUCAAUGGCCUGGCAGAGGUCCCCAUCACCACCAGGUUUCUCUUUAUUCUGCUGGGGCCAAUGGGGAAAGGGCCUCAGUACCAUGAGAUUGGCCGCUCAAUUGCCACGCUCAUGACAGACGAGGUGUUCCAUGAUGUAGCUUAUAAAGCAAAGGAUCGUUCUGACCUUGUGGCAGGAAUCGAUGAGUUUUUGGAUCAGGUGACUGUGCUGCCCCCAGGCGAGUGGGAUCCUACCAUCAGAAUAGAGCCGCCCAAAAACGUGCCCUCACAGGAGAAACGGAAGAUUCCUCCUCUGGCCAAUGGAGGGGCUGAUCUGGGGGAGGCCGAGGAGCACGGAGGCCAUGGAGGACCAGAGCUACAGCGCACAGGGAAGUUUUUUGGCGGUUUUUUUCUGGACAUCAAGCGUAAGGCUCCUCAGUACCUGACAGAUUACACAGAUGCAAUCAGUUUGCAGUGUCUCGCCUCCUUCCUUUUCCUGUACUGCGCCUGCAUGUCUCCUGUUAUCACCUUCGGAGGUCUGCUGGGAGAAGCUACAGAAGGACGCAUAAGUGCAAUAGAGUCUCUGUUUGGAGCCUCUAUGACGGGUAUAGCAUAUUCUUUGUUUGCUGGGCAGCCCCUCACUAUCUUGGGCAGCACGGGACCUGUCUUGGUCUUUGAGAAAAUCCUCUACAAAUUCUGCAAAGAGUAUGAUUUGUCCUACCUCUCCUUACGCGUGUGUAUUGGUCUGUGGACGGCCUUUAUGUGUCUUGUGCUGGUUGCCACAGACGCCAGCUCACUGGUGUGUUACAUCACACGAUUCACAGAGGAAGCCUUCGCUUCCCUCAUCUGCAUCAUUUUCAUCUACGAGGCUCUGGAGAAACUCAUUCAUCUGGGAGAGACGUACCCUUUCAACAUGCACAAUGACCUCAACCAGCUCACUCAGUACUCGUGUGUGUGCACAGUGCCUGAAGAGCCCAGCAAUGCCACACUGAAUUACUGGCAGGAAAAAAACAUCACUGCAUCUGAUAUUGACUGGUUAGGCCUGAAUGUUAAGGGCUGUGUGGAGAACAGGGGUGAGUUUGUGGGCAGAGCCUGUGGUCAUCACGGUCCAUACAUCCCUGACGUCCUCUUCUGGUCUGUCAUUCUCUUCUUCUCCACGGUUGCCAUGUCCUCCUUCCUUAAAGAGUUCAAAACUAGUCGUUACUUUCCAACCAAGGUGAGGGCCAUUAUCAGUGAUUUUGCUGUUUUCAUCACCAUCUUGACUAUGGUUCUGAUCGACUACGCUCUGGGGAUCCCGUCCCCCAAACUGCAGGUUCCUAAUGAGUUUAAACCAACCAGAGAUGACCGUGGCUGGCUCAUCAGCCCAUUAGGACCAAACCCAUGGUGGACCACUAUUGUGACCUUCAUCCCAGCUCUGCUGUGUACCAUCCUCAUCUUCAUGGACCAACAAAUCACUGCCGUUAUUAUUAACCGGAAGGAACACAAGCUGAAGAAAGGCUGUGGGUAUCAUCUGGACCUGUUUGUGGUGGGUGUGAUGCUGGGUGUUUGCUCUUUGAUGGGCCUGCCAUGGUUCGUGGCCGCGACGGUGCUGUCAAUCUCCCACGUGAACAGCCUGAAGCUGGAGUCCGAAUGCUCUGCGCCUGGAGAACAGCCCAAGUUUUUGGGCAUCAGAGAGCAGCGCUUCACCGGCCUCAUGAUAUUCGUCCUCAUGGGCAGCUCAGUGUUUAUGACCUCCAUACUGAAGCUUAUACCAAUGCCUGUGUUAUAUGGCGUUUUCCUCUAUAUGGGAGCGUCGUCUCUCAGGGGCAUACAGUUCUUUGAUCGUCUGAAGUUGUUUGGGAUGCCAGCGAAACACCAGCCUGAUUUUAUCUACCUGAGACACGUCCCGUUGAGAAAGGUUCACCUGUUCACCAUUAUCCAGCUCACCUGCUUGGUGCUUCUCUGGGUCAUCAAAACUUCCAGAGCUGCCAUAGUUUUUCCUAUGAUGGUCUUAGCCCUUGUGUUCAUCCGUAAGCUGUUGGAUUUUGUCUUCUCUAAGCGAGAUCUCAGCUGGCUUGAUGACCUCAUGCCCGAGAGCAAGAAGAAAAAAAUGGAAGAUGCACAGCAAGAGGAGAAUCAGUGUGUCUUGAUGGAGGAUGAAGGAAUUGUACAAGUGCCCUUAGAGGGGCAUUUUAAGGACGAUCCAUCCACAGUCAACAUUUCAGAUGAAAUGACAAAGUCAUCUUUUGGAAAUAUCUGGAAAGGCCUCAACACUGACAGCACCAACAAAGAUCAAAGCUCCAAAAGCUCAGCAGUUGAAGUUGCCAUUGAACAUAAAAGAGGUGAUGAAGAGGAGGAGGCAGAUUUGGAUAGAGAGACGAGUUUGUGAGUUCACGUAUUUCGAAACACUGUAUCGUGCCACACUGCAAGCACCACUAAAUGCUUCUGUUCUGUAGGUCUGUGUGUGCCAGUCUGUGCUAAGGCACCUUGUUAUAUUUACAUGUUUUUUAUGUGUGUGUGUGUGUAUGGAGAUGUUUGUUUCGAACAUUUGAAUAUGUGUUUGAAUUUGCCGCCCACAAGGUGGAUUGUUGGGUUGUGUUUUUCCAGUCAAAUUGUAGUUUCACCUAUAGAACUUUAAAAAAUGUAAGGUUACUUUUGUUUUCAACUGGGUAGAGUGUUUUUUGUAUGUUUUAUAUAUUUUUUAAAGUAGAUCCUAUUGAAAUUCCUAGUCUGAAUAUGUUUAUUAUAUAAAAUCCUUUCUUUUUUUAUUAUGCAUAAAUGAUAAAUAUUAAUUUGCUGGCAUAGUUAAAAUAUCAUAAUAGCUAGAAGCACUUUCUGACGAUGC